Paramecium sonneborni is the source of this 1872-nucleotide messenger RNA. The record is from the annotation of a GenBank genome assembly. Lineage: Eukaryota; Ciliophora; Oligohymenophorea; Peniculida; Parameciidae.
AUGUCAGAUUCAUUUAAGGUAGUGAAUUAUGAGAGAGAAUCUAAAUAAUCUUUUUAAGAUUUUUUACAGAUGCAUCUUAAUGAGCCAUAAGAUCUACAAUUAACAUCUCCAACUUAAGAAAAUAAUUAUAAUUCCACAAAAUAAUUAGCAAUAAAAAAAACUAUAAAGAGAGAAGAAUCUGAGCCAAGUUUUAGAGUGGCUGAAUAACCUAUUGAUAAUAAUGAAAAAAAUCUUACUUCUAUGCAAUCUAAAAUCUAAUUACUCAUCACUGAAAAUUCAAAGUUAAUUGAAAUAAAUUCUGGUUUAAUGAGAGAAAUAGAAAUUAUGAAACAAAAUAAUCAAUCAAAUCGAACACUCUUAGUAUAAGAAUCUCAAUAAAAAUUGAUGAAUUAUUAAUAAAAGGUAGUUCAACUAACAUAAGCAAAUGAAUAAUUAAGUAGUAGAUUAAUUGAUGAAUAAACAAAAAAUAAAAAAGAAAUAGAAUCAAGAUUCUAAUAAAUAUUAUUAGAAAAUAAAAAUCUAAAUGAAAUGUUAUAAACACGAUUAAAUGAUAUAGAUAUGUUGAAUAAUUAAGUUUUAGAAAAGAAUGAUUAGAUAGCCUUAAUAAAUGAAGAAAUAAAAGCUGUUAAUGAGUAAUAAUAGUAUUUCUAUAUCAUAGAAAAUGUAUGGUAUUGGAAUAAUAAAAAUAAGUUUUGAUUGCUUAGUAAUAAUAGUAUGCUGAUACAAUAAAAGAAUUCUAAUACAAAGAAUAAUAAUUUAUGCAGUAAUUAUAUUAAGAACAGACAUCUUACUAAUCUUGUAUAGCUAAUUUAGAAUAAAAUUAUAAUCUACAAAUUAGUGAAUUAAGAAAUUCUUUUUUGGUAAUGAUUAUAUAUUAUAAUAGAAAGAAAUUGAAUAAUAAUAAGAAACAAUUGCUUAAUAAUAUUAACAUUAUUUUAAUUAACAGAUUAUUGUAUUCCAAUAAUAGAUUAAAACGAUAUAAUAAGAAAAUGUAUAAAUAAAAGAUGAAUUAAAUGAAAGAUCAAAGAUAUGGUCAUAAGAAAAAGAAAGACUAGAAAAUUUAAUUAAAAACUUUUAAUAAUAAAAACCGAAUUGUUAGGAAUAGAUUUAAUAAUAAACUAAUAUUAAUAAUCAAGUUCAAUAAAAUUCUAAUUUAAAUUAAAAAGCAUCAUAAUAAAUUAUUUAGUAACCACAAAUCUAAAUUUAAUAACAAAUUUCUUAAAUUUAGAAUUAAUGUAAUUAAGUUUAAAGUCAUUAAUAAUUAACUUAAGAAUAGAUAAUUUAAUAAUAACAAGAAUUGCAAAAAUAAUAAUAUUAUUAAGAGAUAUUACAAAUUUAAUAAUAAUAAUCUUAAUAAUAAUAAUAAUAGUAAUAAUAAUAGUAAUAAUAAAAGGUUUUAUAUUAACAAUAGUAAUAAUAAAUUUAAUAAUAAUAUAAUUAAAUUCAUCAUUAAUCAAGUAAUUACACAUUUAGAUAAAAUACAUAAGAAGAUUCAAGAGAAGUAAGUCCUGAAAAAGAUGAAAAUUUUCUAAAUUUUGAUUAAAAAGCUAGAUUACAUACUGAAAGUUAUGGAGAUAGAUAUGAAAAAACAAUACCAUAAAGAGCUCCUUUGAAUGUUAAGAAUUAUCGAGUUCCUUAAUUACACACAAUUACAAGAUAUGAUCAAAAAUAAUAGAAUUAUGGAGUAAAUUAGAUUUAGUAUUAUUAAAAUUCUCAAUAAAAAUUUCUAAUUAAUAGGGAUACUCAAUAUCCGAGAUCACAUUCUCAAUAUUAAGAAAGAGAUGAUAAACCAAAAAGUUAGUAAUAUCAAAAUUAAAAUGAAGGAUAUCUGAUAGCAAAAAGAUAUUGAAUGAAUUAAUUAAUAUAAAAGUG